AUGACAGACUCUUCGCACCAUUCCUCCGUUAUCAAAGCCGAGUCAAACACUUUGGCAAACAUUUUCGGAAUUGUUGGAUGCGCAUGCUGUUUUUUAUGCCCUUGUAUUGGAUGUCCAUUCUUGACCGUUGCACUUCUUCAAAAAUCAACAGAUUUCAAAUUUGACGAUGAAAGAAAAGAAUUAAUUGUACACAACUAUGGAAGUUUGUUCAAUUCAUGCUGCUCUUCCACGAUGGAAUUCUCAUACGAUUCAAUUUCUGAUAUUGAAGUUGAAGUGGAUCCUAGCUCCACAGUCAACGGAGAAAACGGAUGUCACAUUAUUCUCUUGUCCAAUGAUGGCUCUGGACCACACACACUCAAUCGUGGAUUUAUCGCCCUCUCUAAAGGUAACAAAAUCGCUCAAUCCAUCAAGAAUAAACUUGCCAACAGUCAACACUAA
Naegleria fowleri is the source of this 438-nucleotide messenger RNA. RefSeq lists its product as uncharacterized. Bases 1 to 438 code for a protein of 145 amino acids. The record is from RefSeq and is a predicted model, not a curated record. The transcript has a single exon. Lineage: Eukaryota; Heterolobosea; Eutetramitea; Acrasida; Naegleriidae.